CUAACCGUGAGCUCUGUCGUUUCAAAUCCACUUCUGGUCCUGGCGCUGCAGUUCCUGAUGCAUCCAGAGCUGCAAAGGCCAUCUCUGAUCAUGGGAUUGGUAUUUUCCAUGGGUCUCUCCUGUCUCCUGCCCUCCAGGGAAGGGGGUGAGAUUCCUGGGUGUUUUUUCCUCCUGUAGUCUACACCCUUGUGCUAAGUCCUGGAGCCUCUGCUCAACCCCUGCCCCUCCGGGAGCCAGCACUCAGUGGUGCUGGGAUUUGGGCCGGAGCUGCAGGAAGGAAUUAAUGGUGUCCCUCCAGUUCUUCCAGGGCUUGGGGUGAGCUGUGGUGCACCAGACCUCGAGUUUUAAUGGUUUUAUGUAGUUUUUUUUUAAAGUCGGAUGGAUGGAUGGAUGAAUGAAGAAGGAUUUUAAGCAAAGAAAGGGGAGGGGAAAAAUGGAGCUGUUUGGAACAAACUGAAGUUUCCCCCAAGACCGCCUGGGCCAUGGGCGAGACAGAGCUGCUCAGCACCACUUCCACCCUUUGGUGUCUGCUGGGGUUGUAAAGGCACUCCCUGAACACCCCCUUCCCGUUCACCUGCUGGGAAAUGGUUGCUGCAGAGAAGAUUUAAUGCAAUUCCUGUCACUCCCCAACUGCCAAGUGGAUACUGAGCCCAUGGAAGGGCCUGGGGGGUCAGGAGAAAGGAGCAAGUAGGAAAACCCACAAUCCGCCAGACCUUCCCCUCCGCCCCCCUCGAAAGAAAGGAUUUACAGCUCAACCUUGCACCAGCUGUUCCUCGGCUUUAACAGACCAAGAGAGAAAUAAAUAAAAUUAAACGGCCACCGCCAGCCAGCCCCAGAUCCCGGUGAAAUCAGGGAGAGUGUUUCGGUGACCCCUCCAGCGAGGGGAGGAGGAGGAGGCACAGCAGCUCUGUGAGGAAGCUGGGAUUGCUUAGAGACCACCCCCUCCUCCCGUGCAGCACCGGGGGCUGCGGCACAACAGAGGCGGAUUAAAAAGGAGAAGUUGCUUCCCUGAGGCUCCCGGAGUGGCUUUUUUGCAAGGAGUUUGCUGAUCCUGUGCUCUUCUCGGGGUGCUGGCUGGGUGGGAAUCGCCCUGCCCGAGCCUGGGGAAUUCCCUCCCUUCAGAGCUUGCCUGUUGGAGUCCUGCUCCCUGUGGGCUGCUGCCUGGACUGAGGCUUGGAAGGGCUCUAAGCAUUCCUACUCCAACGGUUGUCCUAAACCCAAAUCCCCUUCUCUGUUGUGAAUUUUUAAUGUUUUUAACCCUCCUUCCCUGUGCCCUUGAGCUCUCACGGGGCAGAGCUUAGAGCGGGCUCCUCUCCUGGGCCUCCUGCUCCAGAGCCUUCUCCGGACUGUCCGCCCCGGUCGGAGCUCGCCCCGGGAGCAGGUGUGGGGGCAGGGUAGGGGUCAGCCCCUGUCCCCCUCCACUUCUCGUCCUGCUCUGAGUCCCCUGGGGCCUGGGCUAUGCUGCGGGGCGGACCCCCCACCACAGCUCCAACAUGCCAGCAGCCUCUGGAAAGAGAUUCAAACCCAGCAAGUACGUCCCGGUCUCCGCUGCUGCCAUCUUCCUAGUGGGAGCCACCACCCUCUUCUUCGCCUUCACGUGCCCCGGGCUCAGUCUCUACGUAUCCCCAGUCAUCCCUGCCUACAAUGCCGUUGUCUUCCUCUUUGUGCUGGCCAACUUCAGCAUGGCCACCUUCAUGGACCCGGGCAUAUUCCCACGAGCUGAAGAGGACGAGGACAAGGAGGAUGAUUUCCGGGCCCCGCUGUACAAGACGGUGGAGAUCAAGGGCAUCCAGGUGCGCAUGAAGUGGUGCGCGACCUGCCGCUUCUACCGCCCGCCCCGCUGCUCCCACUGCAGCGUCUGCGACAACUGUGUGGAGGAGUUCGACCACCACUGCCCCUGGGUCAACAACUGCAUCGGGCGGCGCAACUACCGCUACUUCUUCCUGUUCCUGCUGUCGCUCACCACGCACAUCAUGGGCGUCUUCGGCUUCGGGCUGCUCUACGUCCUGUACCAGGUGGAGGAGCUCUCCGGUGUCCGCAUGGCCGUCACGAUGGUGGUGAUGUGUGUGGCCGGGCUCUUCUUCAUUCCCGUUGCUGGCCUGACGGGCUUCCAUGUGGUGCUCGUGGCCAGGGGCCGCACUACCAACGAACAGGUGACGGGCAAGUUCCGCGGGGGAGUCAACCCCUUCACCAACGGUUGCUGUAAGAAUGUCAGCCGGGUCCUCUGCAGCUCCCCAGCCCCCAGGUACCUUGGGCGCCCGAAGGCCGAGCAGACGGUGCUGGUGAGACCCCCGUUCCUGCGGCCCGAGGUGUCGGACGGUCAGAUCACUGUCAAGAUCAUGGACAAUGGUAUCCAGACAGAGCUGAAAAGGACGAAGUCCAAGGGGAGCCUGGAGGUGACGGAGAGCCAGUCUGCUGACGCCGAGCCGCCACCCCCACCUAAGCCCGACCUCAGCCGCUACACGGGCCUGAGGACACAUUUAACCCUGGCCACCACUGAGGACAGCAGCUUGCUAGGCAAGGACAGCCCCCCAACUCCCACCAUGUACAAGUACCGGCCCGGUUACAGCAGCAGCAGCAGCUCGGCAGCCCUGCCCCACUCCACCAGUGCCAAGCUGAGCCGAGUGAACAGCCUGAAGGAGCCCAACUCCAUCUGUGACAGCGGCCACAAGCCCAGCUACCGCUCAGAGCCGAGCCUGGAACCUGAGAGCUUCCGCUCGCCCACCUUUGGCAAGAGCUUCCACUUUGAUCCUCUAUCCAGUGGCUCCCGCUCCUCCAGCCUCAAGUCGGCCCAGGGCACGGGCUUUGAGACAGGCCACCUGCAGUCCAUCCGCUCGGAGGGCACCACCUCCACCUCCUACAAGAGCCUGGUGAACCAGACGCGCAACGGCAGCCUCUCGUACGACAGCCUGCUCACACCCUCCGACAGCCCUGACUUUGAGUCAGUGCAGGCAGGCCCGGAGCCCGAGCCUCCGGUGGGCUACACCUCGCCCUUCCUGUCGGCCCGCAUCGCCCAGCAGCGAGAGACCGACCUGCACGGCCGCUUCGCCAGCGCUGCCUCCCCCAAGCACGCGGCGCCGCGCGAUCCCUCGCCCGUGCGCUAUGACAAUCUCUCCCGCCACAUCGUGGCCUCCAUCCAGGAGCGGGAGAAGCUGCUGCAGCAGCCAACGGCCCCGGGCCGGGAGGAGGACGCGGGGCUGGCAGACUCGGGCAUCCAGUCAACGCCGGGCUCCAGCAACGCCCCCCGCACCAGCUCCUCCUCGGACGAUUCGAAGCGCUCGCCCCUGGGCAAGAACCCGCUCACCCGCCCGGCCCUGCCCCGCUUUGGCAAGCCCGAGCCGCCCCCGGCUCUGCGAGUGCGCUCGCUGGGCUCCCCCGACCCGCCCGCUGCCCCCCACCUGGGCAAAUCCGUGUCUUACAGCAGCCAAAAAACAGCCUCUCAGGCCGGCGGCCCCGAGACCGAGGAGGUGGCCUUGCAGCCCUUACUGGCACCAAAGGAUGAGGUGCAGAUGAGAACAGCCUACAGCAAGUCCAAUGGGCAGCCCAAGAGCCUGGGCUCGGCCCCACCGGGCCCGGGGCCGGUGCCCCUCAGCAGCCCCACCCGCGGAGGUGUCAAGAAGGUCUCGGGAGUGGGGGGCACCACGUAUGAGAUCUCGGUAUGA
Molecule: messenger RNA, 3662 nt
Organism: Sturnus vulgaris (Common starling)
Lineage: Eukaryota; Metazoa; Chordata; Aves; Passeriformes; Sturnidae
Source: RefSeq, a predicted model, not a curated record